Molecule: messenger RNA, 1292 nt
Organism: Stereum hirsutum FP-91666 SS1
Lineage: Eukaryota; Fungi; Basidiomycota; Agaricomycetes; Russulales; Stereaceae
Product: DUF706-domain-containing protein
Exons: 8
Coding region: 131-1054 (307 amino acids)
Biological process (GO): inositol catabolic process
Cellular component (GO): cytoplasm
Molecular function (GO): iron ion binding; inositol oxygenase activity
Source: RefSeq, a predicted model, not a curated record
CUUUGGCCCCUCGAUCCGCUUGCAUCUGUAUAACUCCCGCCGGAUUUUCCCCUUAUCGAAUUGAUUGUCCAAGCGGAACGUCUCUUUGCCGCCUAUCUACCCGACAUCUUUCCAUUUCCUACCUUCAGCCAUGCAUAUCAUCUACGCUCCUGAGGAGGCCAUGAACCGCGACGGAAAGGCUUUCGAUGAAGUCUCCGACGCCGUCGAUGAAGUCAACGUCCUUAAGUUGAAGCAGAAGCAAGCAUGGGACGAGAAGUCUAAGUUUGACACUGAGAAAGAUAAGGCCACGUUCAGGAAUUACGAGGAGGCUUGCGACCGCGUCAAAAACUUCUACAAGGAGCAACACGAGAAGCAGACCGUGGACUUCAACAUCAAGUCUCGUGUUGAAUUCAAGCAGAAGAAGAGAGCCCGUAUGGGUAUCUGGGACGCCAUGGAGAUGCUCAACAAGCUUGUGGACGAGUCAGACCCCGAUACAAGCGUUUCUCAGAUCGAGCAUCUGCUCCAGACCGCCGAGGCUAUGCGUCGCGACAACAAGCCGGACUGGAUGCAAGUCACCGGUCUCGUCCACGACCUUGGCAAACUUCUAUUCAUGUUCGGGUCUGAGGGACAGUGGGAUGUCGUCGGCGAUACCUUCGUCGUCGGCUGUGGCUUCUCCGAGAAGAUCAUAUACCCCGAGACGUUCAAGGGUAACCCAGACUACAAUGACCCCGUCUUUUCGUCCGAGUAUGGGAUUUACCAGCCGCACUGUGGAUUGGACAACGUUAUGCUUUCAUGGGGACACGAUGAGUACCUCUACCACGUCCUCAAAGCCCAAAGCUCCCUCCCCGAGGAAGGUCUCGCCAUGAUCCGCUACCACAGCUUCUACCCAUGGCACCGCGAAGGCGCCUACGCCCACCUCACGAACGAGAAAGACCUCAAAUCCCUCGCAGCCGUGAAAGCGUUCAACCCGUACGACCUCUACUCCAAGGACGAUGACCCCGUCGACCCGGUCAAGUUGAGGCCGUACUAUGAGGGAUUGAUCGCGAAGUACUUCCCUGAGGAGAUUGACUGGUAGAUGGAGGGGUUUCCUUGGAGUGGUGGUGGCGGGAAAUAGACGGUGGCAGCAUAUGAUGGCGAUUCGGGAUGUAAAGCGGGUGCUUUCUGUAUGAUCUGUGUAUAUUAGACGAUUUCGUUCUUUUUUCUCCAUUUCCUUUCGACAUGUCUCUUGCUUGUUCUCGUUCUCGUCCUCGUUACACCUUAUAUAUAGAUGUUGAGACGCCUAACACAGCCAGCGGUUGUUGUCUCUACUCUCG